Molecule: messenger RNA, 1914 nt
Organism: Microplitis mediator
Lineage: Eukaryota; Metazoa; Arthropoda; Insecta; Hymenoptera; Braconidae
Product: probable serine/threonine-protein kinase DDB_G0290621
Exons: 1
Coding region: 1-1914 (637 amino acids)
Molecular function (GO): zinc ion binding; nucleic acid binding
Source: RefSeq, a predicted model, not a curated record
AUGUCGUCUGUUAAUCCUACAAAUACUACAAACUCAGUCCCUAGUACCAUUUCAUCAACCAUAAGACACAUAAUAACUACGGCCGGUUCGUUAAUUUCAAAUAUAAUAAAUAACACCACGACGACCAGCUCUAGAAAUUUAAAUAAUAUAACAACAACCCAAACAACAAGCUCUAUAAACAACCCGAUAAGUUCUGGAUUACCUCAAAGAAGCCGUAGCGUGAACUUUCUAGGAAUCUCUAGUGAGCAAGUUAACUCAAUGCUAGACAGAUCAGCAGAAUUGAGACAAAACCUAGACACCUUGUCUGAUUCUAGAGACAAUAUAUUUUUACCAAGCAGUCAGCUCAAUAAUAAUACACAGCAACCAGCUCAGGGAUUACCCGGUAACGCUUUUUCUGGGCCAGCUCCAGUACCGGCUCAAACCCAGACGCUGGAUGUAAAUAUAGUGGGACAAUUAUUUGAACUUUUCCAAAGAUUGAGUUUAAAUAAUACUCAGCAAGCAGCUGCCACAGUUCCUCAAACUGUUACCCCGGGCAACAGUUUUGAUGGUGGGGAGAGACAGUCAGCUCACUUGCUGAAUGCACCUACGGGUCUAUACCCUAAUACAUCAAAUUACUACGAAGCUGACCGCGUAACCUAUGCUCACGAGAAGAAAUGGCGAGACAUACAUGCUCUUUUGAAAGUCUGGACUACUAGGUACCCUCAAGGUCAUGUAUCUGCUAAUAGUUUCCUCGCAUCAGCUGAAGCCACGGCUUUUCGGGAAAACUGGUCAGAGGAUGACCUGUUAAAAAUUAUGGCAUACUUGCUGAUAGAUAAAGCCUCAGAAUGGUACAAUAAAAAUUACUUACGGUGGGAAAAUUAUAAUCAAUUUAAAAGAGACUUUUUGAGAACAUAUGGCUCGCAGAAGACGGACACGCAGAUACUCUUAGAGAUAGUUCAAACCAAGCCGAAUGAGAACGAGUCUCCCGUAGACUUUGUUUUCAGAAUGCAAAGCAAAUAUUGGGAAAUGAAAACACCACCACCAGUUAAAGAACAAGUGGAGGUAAUACAAAACCAUCUACCAAAUAAGUUGAGGACAUUAAUAUUUUCCAGAGCGGUAGAAGAUUAUGAUUCUCUUUUAGAGACGAUACAUAAAGCGUCACAAUCAAACGAAGAAAACAGCAGACUAUUUGACUCCUUGGCGGCUGAUAAGUCCUCAGCCAAGCCUAAAGAAAAAACGCGUCUCGCAGCCUUGCAAGAUCUCCCGGGUACAAGAGUAUCCAUAUUAACAGAAAAUCAAACAUUUCCUCUGGUGAUAGAGGAGAUAAGAGAGGAAGCUGGAGGCUUGGUAGUAUGCGCAUCAGCGAGCAAUGCACCUCAAAGCUAUGCCAGAAAUAAUAAUCAGCCUCGUCAUUCCCAAAGAAAUCAACAACAAGACAAUAGAGUAUCAUACCCUUAUGCGAACAAUAAUUACCCGCGUUCUUACAAGGAAGUCACCAAUAAUAUGGAUAAUAAUCACCAAAAUACAUUUAAUCCGCCCUCUGGAGAUUUUUGUUUUAAUUGUGGGCAAUAUGGACAUGAGUUUGUUGCAUGUACUAACAUUCGGAUUGAUGUAUGUACCAAUUGUUUCAGAUCAGGCCACGUUAGACAAAAUUGUCGCAAAUUAUUUGGCCAAGCACAGUCGAAUCCACCAGCUGUCGGAAGUAACAAUUCUUUUUACUCACAAUCUGGGAACCACCCGAAUUUUAAUCCCCGUAAUCGAUCAAAUCGCGGACGGGUGAAUUACCCUUACAACAACUCAUACAAUAAUAACAAUAACAAUGUUAAUAAUAAUCAAAGCAGUAGCUCGUCAAAUCAGCCGUCAGUUAUUGUCCAGCAAGAACCUCUGAUACCAAUAGAAGACGGCACGAGCUCAACCAAUCAUUUAAACGUUUAA